Molecule: messenger RNA, 879 nt
Organism: Henningerozyma blattae CBS 6284
Lineage: Eukaryota; Fungi; Ascomycota; Saccharomycetes; Saccharomycetales; Saccharomycetaceae
Gene: USB1
Product: phosphoric diester hydrolase
Exons: 1
Coding region: 1-879 (292 amino acids)
Biological process (GO): U6 snRNA 3'-end processing
Molecular function (GO): nuclease activity
Source: RefSeq, a predicted model, not a curated record
AUGAAUGUGUUACAAGAAUUGUAUGCAUCUGAUUAUUCUAGUGACGAGGAUUCUGAAUCAGUAAAACAUAUUGAGAUAGAAGAAGAAAAAGAAAAAGAAAAAGAUCAUAACACGUCUACAACAAAAAAAGAGACAAUUCCCUCGUCAAUCACUUCUAAAUAUCAUUUCCCACCUUCACUCAAUUAUAUUAACCAUAAAAAUUGCGAUAAUAUGAGACAAAGGACCGUAUGGAGUACUUUCAUAUAUUUAGAAUGGCGAAUAGCAAAAUCUGAACGGAUAAGAUUACAUUCAUUAAUAAACCAGGUUUGUAAAGACAAAAAUCUCCCUUACUCUUUCACCCCUGCAUUUUUCUCAGAUUUAGGAGCUCCAUUACCAUUGCAUGUUUCUUUAACGAGAAACAUCGAAUUCCAUUCCAUUGAGCAACGUGACUUGCUCAAGGCAUCUUUGGAAAAACAUAUGCAUUCCAUUGAACCAUUCACUUUAGAAUUUCUCCCACUGUUCGAAUUGUAUAGAGCUCAUUACCGUUCUGGUUUAUUUAUAGGAUUUCCUGUCAGUUUUGAUUGUAAAGUAAAACAAAUAGAACCCCUAAUAAACCAGAUCGGCCAUGCGAUGAAAGAUGUGAACAUACUAGAUUAUAGUAAAUAUCUGAUUAACCCUUCCACAGCUCACGUUUCCUUAGGACAAGCAUUAAACCUUAGCCAAUCUAAAUUAGAAGAAUACAUGACUGCAUUCACGUCUUCCAAUAAAGCCUUUAUCGUUGACCCACGUAAAGACACUUAUCUAUCAAUUCCCAUCAAAACAGUGUGCAUGGACCAGGGACGCCAAAAGAUAUCUUUCUACAUGACUCCAAAGUCAUCCUCUUCUAAGUCACCAAGUUGA